GUUUUGCAGUCAGCGUUUAUUAGUUGCAAUUUGCUUGCGGCCAAAGUUGUUCGCCAACAAGUAGUCAAACGAAUUAAAUAAUUUACUACAAAAGAAGUUGAUAAAAUGGGCAAAAACAAAGGCGGCGGAGGAGGUGGUGGAGGAGGUGGCGGUGGAGGUUCUGCUGGCGGAGGCGGUGGGGGCGGCAAUAAAAAAGGUAGCAACGCCAGCGGCUCAGGUGGUGGAGGCGGUGGCGGUGGCAAAAACAAAGCAGUUGCUGACAAAGGUGGAGCAAAGAAAGGACAGGAGCAAAAGGCAGCUGCGGGAGGUGGAGGCGGUGGUGGUAAAAAAGGAGGAAAAAAAUAGCGAACAGACGACAUCAAAGCGCAUUAAAUUACAAUUUUAAGAAUAAAUAUAUAUUUGCAACUAUACAUAUAUCCUAAGUCGAAAAGAUAUAUUAAAUAACAUGAUUUUUAAGUA
Drosophila albomicans is the source of this 459-nucleotide messenger RNA. RefSeq lists its product as uncharacterized. The record is from RefSeq and is a predicted model, not a curated record. Lineage: Eukaryota; Metazoa; Arthropoda; Insecta; Diptera; Drosophilidae. The coding region runs from base 106 to 345 and encodes 79 amino acids. The transcript has 2 exons.